Hyalella azteca is the source of this 3151-nucleotide messenger RNA. RefSeq lists its product as uncharacterized. The annotation marks the transcript as partial. Lineage: Eukaryota; Metazoa; Arthropoda; Malacostraca; Amphipoda; Hyalellidae. The record is from RefSeq and is a predicted model, not a curated record. Gene Ontology annotation, molecular function: GTPase activator activity; protein binding. Gene Ontology annotation, biological process: regulation of small GTPase mediated signal transduction; activation of GTPase activity. The transcript has 14 exons. Gene Ontology annotation, cellular component: cytoplasm.
GUUUAUCCCGGAGGCCAAGUCCCGCUCAUCAACGAGCCAUCGAAACAAAAGACGUCGAUCCAGGAGCAGUGGGAGCGCAACGGGCAGUUCGAGCUCACUAGCAUUGAGCAGGAGACAUACGAGCGUUAUUUCUACGGCAGUGAACAUUGGAACUAUUUUACCCAGGACGAUGACUUAGGUCCUGUCAUACUCUCCCUCAAGCAGGAGACCACCAACGGCAGGGACCAGUUUAGGAUCAUGGUUCGUGGCAUCUCAUACACGGUGCACGGUAUGGUGCCUGAUGGCGUGUUUCUGAUGGAUGAAUGGCUUGAUAUUCGUAUCGUACAGGUGUUCAUCAAAAGCGAGCUUAAGGUGGGUGUGGUGUACGUCAAAGAGGGCCAGUACACAGAGGAAGAAAUACUCGACAACAACGAGAGCAGCGUCCUCUUCGACGAGUUCACGCAGAUCCUGGGCGACAAAAUCCGAUUGAAAGGUUUCGACAAGUACAAAGGCGGCCUGGACACGGUGCACGACCUGACCGGGUUGUACAGCAUCUACACGCACUGGCGCAGCAUCGAGAUUAUGUUCCAUGUGUCCAUGCUGCUGCCCUACGAGAAGCACGACCCGCAGAAGUUACAACGGAAGCGGCAUCUUGGCAACGACAUCGUUUGCGUGGUUUUCCUGGAGGCUGACAAUACGCACUUCAGUCCCGCCUGCAUCAAAUCUCACUUUCUGCACACCUUCAUCAUCGUGCGCACAAGUCCACGCAUCAAGUUCAAGCCCACCAGAUACGAGGUGGCCGUGGUGUCCCGGGAUGAAGUGGGAGCGUACAAGCCCUACCUGUGGGAGCAGGGCAGCUUCGAAAAGGGUCCUAUGUUUAGGGAGUGGCUGCUGACUAAAAUCGUCAACGGGGAGCGAGCGUCCUAUUCCGCUCCCAAGUUCGCCAGGAUGCAGGACAGAACUCGGUCGCAGAUGCUGGAGGACCUGGUCAAUAACUUGCAAAACCACGCCGAGACCGGCCAGAUACCCAAACCGUACAGACGCGGAUCGUGGCGUCCAAUUGGCCACAUGCGUCCCAGCUCUCCACUGCUGGACUCCGUGAGGGAUUUGUUCGAAGGACACGACCAGCUCGCUAAGGACUUUACUAAGGCCUUCCACAGCAGGGAGAACUCUUACAAAAACAUGCUUUAUGACAUCACCUUUUGGGUCGGCGUCGGCAGGGAAAAGACCAAACUCAUGGGGGUCAGGGCCAUACUGGGUGUACGCAGCAGGGUGUUCCAGGAGAUGUUGUACGGGUUCAGCACUGGCUUCGGGUCGCCGCAGGUUUCCGUAGCAGACAUCCUGGCCCGCGCUGUGCCUACCCUGCACUCCCCCACGCACAAGUCCAAGAGCUCCAACUUCCUCCAGGUGCCUGACAUCGAGACGCCACGCCCCAAGAGCGUCCCCAACUCCCCCAUGGUGAUGCGCGCCUUCUCCCGUCUAGGGACUCUCACCUCCGGCUGGGGAAGAUCCUCCAAGAAACAUGAGCGCCUCUCUGUUGAGGAUAAAAAGAAAUGGGCGUCCUCGCAGGACUGCUCAGGCAAGGAUGGCAAGGAGAAGUCCGGCAGCAGUAAGGACGGCGCGCUGGCCGUGCCACGACUGAGCGUAUGCGCCGACGUCGGUAAGGUGGACCGGACACGACUCUGCCAGACGGAGGUACGUGUCACCCCCGCCGUCAUCAUGGAGCCCCGGCAGAGCACGUUCUCAAUCAUUGAAUUCGAGGCGGAGACACUGCGUAUCCUGCUCGACUAUCUGCAUACGGGAUCCUGCCCCCUCACCUGCACUACAAUUCCUGGCCUCAUAUGCGCCGCGGAGCACUACGACCUACCAGAACUGCUGCAGGCUUGCUUCCACCACGCCAAGCAGUUCCUCAGGAUCGAAGUGGUUUGCAACAUGCUUAGCAGUCUGGAGAACUACUACUGGCGCUACACGUCUGAGAAGGAGUUACUAAUUGCGUAGCCUACUCUAAUACGGUUAAUACCUCGUUAUUCUCUGCAGGUAUUCCAAACAGAGGAGUUCUUGAGUCUGUCAGAGUCGAUGGUGCAGAUGAUGAUGGCCCGUAACUUGGAGGUGGCCGAGAUAACCAAGUUCGAGGCGAUGUUGACGUGGGCGAGGUAUCGGGUCCGCUCUCGGGGCACCAACAAGAUGGACUCGAGAGCAGAGUUCCGUGCCGUCAUGGAACGACUUACAAGGGAACUCAAGCUUUACAGAAUAUCUCCUCAGGACUUGAUAAAGACUGUGUUGCCGAGCAAGGCCAUCAAGAACGAAAGGAUCCUCGAGACGCUGAUGUACCAAGCCAACUCAGGCAUGUACCGCAUCCACGACUCGUACCUACAAGCUUGUACCCGCGACCUGCAUAAGCAGGAGUCUAAGUUCAGCGACUGGGAGUCUUUCGACUACGGCCUCUAACAAUCAACCAGACUAGGGUGGUCAACAAUUAAGAAUCUUAUAGGAACUAGCAAGUUGAAGAAUUUUCUUCCUAAUGAUCAAUUUGAAAUGGACGAUGUUGAGUGAGGUUUUUAAUCUUUGAAGCGUUUUUGUGAUUGAAGGUGAUUUACAGAGGGGGGAGUGAUCUCGCCUAUGUUGAAACUACGUAGUGGUCACGGUGUUAGGUGUAGCGAAACGGCGCUUUGAGUUUCAACAAUGUGCUUGUGGAAGAAAACGUAGUGCUAUGAAAACUAAAAUAAGAAGUGACAUGAAAUGUUGUUAAGUGAACUUAAAUGGCCCGCAAUGUCGUAUUCUGGAACAGAAGUAGGAGAUAGGAGUUGAGAUCAAAGAAUAUGAGAAUUAUAUGGGGCGAGAAGGCAGAAGAAGAAGAAGCGGUGAUUGAACAGACGUAGAACGCUUUAACUUUAGCACGGAUGAGGGGAAUUAUUCGUUUAAGCUAAAUAAUUGUCGUGUACUGUGCUUGAUGCAAGUGGAUGACACCAUAACAUCAUGCCGAGUAAUAAACUUUUUGGUUGUAAAGAAAACAUAUUAAAAACUGUUAGCUCUAUUUUUGGAAAUUAUAAUGCUUGAACGAUGUUUCUGUGUGUGUUUGUGUGAAUGUGUCGUUGGAUUUCAAAUGUUAUAGAUGCAGAUAAUUGUUAUCUUAAAGUUGUGAUAAGAUAAAGUUUCUGUAUGUCAAGCUAAA